Molecule: messenger RNA, 3801 nt
Organism: Vitis vinifera (wine grape)
Lineage: Eukaryota; Viridiplantae; Streptophyta; Magnoliopsida; Vitales; Vitaceae
Product: G-type lectin S-receptor-like serine/threonine-protein kinase SD2-5
Exons: 2
Coding region: 833-3616 (927 amino acids)
Biological process (GO): protein phosphorylation
Molecular function (GO): ATP binding; protein serine/threonine kinase activity
Source: RefSeq, a predicted model, not a curated record
UAGAAGUAUCUGUUCUUCCUAAUCCAAGAUGAGAGAAUGAUCUUUUAAGGUAAAAAGAAAAGAAAUUCUAUCUAUUCCUUCAUCAUUGAAUUAAACCAAAUGACAGUUAUGAUCUGAUUUUGUUAUAUUUCCAGAUUGUGAUAGCAGUGUUCACUACAACCUCUUUUGAAAUCAAAUUAUUGAUCACAUCAUACUUACAAGUGCUUAUUCAAUUUUCUUAUCAGCAAAGCUUGGUUCUUUUAAUGAGAUAAGAAUAAAUUAGACAGAAAUCACUUGGUAGGAGGAAUUGUGCUUGAUCAUUUGGACUUCAUAUGUAUAUGCAGGUCCAGUUGCUAACCUCUUGUUAAAGUGUCUUGAGGGUUGUGGCAGGUAUGGGGAAGAUUAGGUCCAUAUGGGUAGCAAAUUUAGAACUUCAAAAGGAAGAAAAAGUAGGUCAAUGGUCAAUUUCCACCUAACGUAGCAGGGCUGACACCUUUAAUUUAAAUAAUUUAUUGAAUCUUCCUAGCAAUGCCUUACAUUGACUGGGAUCUUUAUGCUCACCAUUUCUCUCUCACCUUUCUUUUCUCUAAUGAAUCAUCCACACAUAAGAGCAGCAAGAGUUUACCCAUGAAAUGCAUAGCUAGGUUUUGAACACUUCUGUCAAAUACAUAUGAUCCGCCUGCUUCAUUUGCUUAUUUUUUUUACUAGUAUUAUUUUCAGUGUAUUCUUUUCCAAAUCUUGUGUUGCAAUAAUUUCCCUCUUGAACCUUUCUGCCCUCUAUAAGUUAAACCUGCAAGUAUUCUGUUAGAAAAGAAGACAAAUCGUAGUGAAAGUAGACUCCAUUUUUUAUAUUAUGGCUGUUCCCUUCUUGUAUUUGAUCUUUAUCACUCUUACUAGUGCUUGCUUUGGAAGUUAUUCAACCAUCAUAUUCAAUGGAAGUUAUUCAACUUCAAUGGCGGGGAGUGGUUUCUACCUUAAUUCAAGCCUUUCUCCAACAGGGUACAACAAGAAUUCAAUCAAUAUGACCGCAUGUCCUGGUGAUUCAUCAACAGUGAGAGUAGUCCCCUCAAGGCAGAACAGUGUUAGCUUUGUUCAAACCGUCAUAAGCUCUUCACACAAUACUGGUGGUGCUCCAUACGUCACAGCCAAUGGAAGCUCUGCACACAAUACUGGUGGUGUUCCAACAGCUGUCAUAACCAAUGGAAGUUAUUCAAUUUCAAUGGCGGGCAGUGCUUUCUACCUUAAUUCAAGCCUUUCUCCAACAUGGUACAACAACAAUUCAAUCAAUAUGACUAUAUAUCCUGGUGAUUCAUCAACAGUGAGAGUAGUCCUCUCGAGGCAGGACAGUAUUGGUUUUGUUUGUGGUUUCUACUGUAUUGGAACCUGCAGCUCUUACUUGUUCUCAGUCGUAGUAGUUGGAGAUAACACUUCCAGUUUGGUUUGGUCGGCAAAUAGAGACUAUCCAGUUAAAGAGGAUGCGAUCCUGGAACUGACAGGAGAAGAAGGGCUAGUGCUACAAGAUUCAGAUGGCACCAAGGUGUGGUCAACAAAUAUAUCCGGUAACUCCAUACUAGGAAUGAAUAUUACAGAAGCAGGAAAUCUUGUUCUCUUUGACAGUGAAGGAGCCAUGGUCUGGCAGUCAUUCGACCACCCUGUUGACUCAUUGCUAGUUGGGCAGCGAUUAUAUGAAGGUCAAAAACUGAUCGCAAGUUCCUCUUCCACCAAUUGGAGCCUUGGACCAUACUAUGCUACAUUAACAGCUAAGGAUGGCUUUGCUGUUUUUGUCCAAGAUGAUCAGGCCGAAACAUUGAUGUAUUAUCAGUUGGUGCCAGACAAAAAGCUAAGCAACAGUACUGGAUCAAAUUAUGCAGAGCUUCAACAAGAUGGGUUCCUAGUGAACAUGGGAGCGUCUCAAGUAACAUCUGGAAGAAAUCCAUAUGAAUUUCCACUUUAUUCUACCAUUGAAUUCAUAAAACUUGAGGGUGAUGGGCAUCUAAGGAUACAUCAACUAAGUAGCGGAAAGGGGUUCCAAACGAUUGUCGAUUUGAUUACAGUUGAUCUGGGUGUGUGCCAGCAUCCUCUCAUCUGUGGGGAAUAUGGGGUAUGCAGAGAAGGGCAAUGUAGCUGUCCUGAAGACCAUGAUGGGGUUCGGUACUUCCAUGAAACUCAGUCUCAAUUGCCUGAUCAUGGUUGCUCUAGAAUAACUGCAUUGUCAUGCGGACCUUCACUGGACCAGCAUCAUCUAAUGGAAAUAAAAAAUGCAACCUACUUCAGCGUUAUUGAUCUAGAUGCUGCAUCUCCAAAUAUCAAGGAUAUGGAAGAGUGCAAACAAGCCUGUCUGCAGAAUUGUUCUUGUAGUGGGGCCUUUUUCAGGUACGAGAAGAAUACUUCAGAUGGGUAUUGUUUCAUGCCAUCUAAAAUCUUGUCGCUGAGAGAAGAGCAUAUCCCCCACAACAAUUUCUCAUCUGCUACAUUCAUUAAGGUACAGAUUCCCUUUGACGCACCACCAAGAAAUAAAAGAAAUUUAGCAGCAAUAGUAGCUGGAUCUAGUGCAGGUGUCAUUUUCAUUAUUUGUCUUGCAAUUUUUAUAUACUUGGUGAUGCUGCGGAAGAGUAAUUCCAAAGAGGAUGGAGGUUAUAUCGUUCAAGUCCAUGUUCCAGGAAUGCUUGUGAGGCUCCCAUAUGAAGACAUAAGGUUGGCAACAGAAGAUUUCAAGGAGAGACUUGGCCAGGGGGGAUUCGGUUCUGUCUUCAAAGGAAUGCUAGCAGAUGGCACUAGAAUUGCAGUAAAGCGGCUGGACAAAAUGAGCCAAGGGAUGAGAGAGUUCUUAGCAGAAGUUGAGACAAUAGGGAGCAUACACCAUUUUAAUCUUGUAAGGCUGAUUGGAUUUUGUGCUGAAAAAUCAAACAGGCUUUUAGUUUAUGAAUAUAUGAGUAAUGGAUCUCUGGAAAAUUGGAUUUUCUAUGAUGGCCAGAGGCCUUGUCUUGAUUGGCAAACCCGAAAGAAGAUAGUACUUGACAUAGCCAAAGGCCUGGCUUAUCUUCAUGAAGAAUGCCGACAGAGAAUAGUUCAUCUGGACAUAAAGCCGCAGAACAUUCUCUUGGAUGAAAAUUUCAAUGCCAAAGUUUCCGAUUUUGGGUUAUCUAAGCUAAUAGACAGGGAUGAGAACCAAGUCCAUUCAAAAAUGAGAGGAACUCCUGGGUAUCUGGCUCCAGAGUUGAGGGACUCAAAAAUCUCUGUGAAAGCUGACAUUUAUAGCUUUGGUAUAGUCCUCCUCGAAAUAGUUAGUGGAAGGAAAAAUGUUGAUCGCAAUCAUUCAGAAUCCAGUUUUCAUAUGCUUAGAUUGUUGCAGAAGAAGGCAGAGGAGGACCGCCUGAUUGAGAUUGUGGAAAAUCGGAAUCAGGACAUGCAAAAUCACGAAGAAGUGGUGAGGAUGAUAAGGAUUGGGGCUUGGUGUUUGCAGGACGAUCCAACCAGGAGGCCUUCCAUGUCAGUUGUUGUGAAGGUUUUGGAGGGAGUACUGGAGGUGGAACCGAGCAUCACCUUCAAGUUUUUUCAUGCAAUAACUCCUACUUCUGUGGCCAACAACUGUGUUUCUUCUGCAGUUGAAGCAUCAGUUCUUUCUAAUCCAAGAUGAGAGUAUGACUUCUUGAGUCUUUGUUAUUGAAGCAAAAGAUACUACCAGAUUAGGACUAAGACCCAGCCAAGUUGAGCCGGGUAUUGGAUCUGAUCAUGUAUUGGCCCUAUCGGAUAUUUUGGAUUGAGCUAAAUUGUUGUAAAACCUAACGUUGUCUAUUGAAGCUUGGCUUGAUUAUUUGUUUA